GUACAUGCUCAGGGAAACCGAAACCACUAUCUCCACAAGGCAGUUAAUGAGGAGAAACUGAAGCGGCCGCUCUCACACAUGCAGGCGUGGGAGAUCGCCCAUACGCGGAAGGACCCCAAGCCUGGCGAGCCCAAGUACUACGGCAAGAAGACCGCAGGGAGGAAGAAGGCCUACUCCGAAGCGUAUCUGGAGUUACAUCCUGACACACCUGACCCCAUUGCGGCGCCUCUGGACGACAUGGCGGUGGUGAGGAUGGGGCCCAAGGAGCACGGUCGGGAGGCGGUUCUCGAUGCUGUGAUCACUCCUAGUAUCUCCUACACACAGCUUCGUCGGAUCGACCCGAGCCUGAGCCAGCGCACGAGCCAGCCAGUGACGAGUGCACAGUCCCUCUUUCAAGAGCAACAAUCUGUAAGUAUUUUCCCUCUUAUCUUCAUUUCUCACUUCAUUUUCCGCAUUUAG
Triticum urartu is the source of this 459-nucleotide messenger RNA. NCBI's taxonomy places the organism in Eukaryota, Viridiplantae, Streptophyta, Magnoliopsida, Poales, Poaceae. The record is from RefSeq and is a predicted model, not a curated record.